Molecule: messenger RNA, 791 nt
Organism: Nematolebias whitei (Rio pearlfish)
Lineage: Eukaryota; Metazoa; Chordata; Actinopteri; Cyprinodontiformes; Rivulidae
Exons: 5
Coding region: 1-618 (205 amino acids)
Biological process (GO): phagosome-lysosome fusion; endosome to lysosome transport
Cellular component (GO): lysosome; late endosome; phagocytic vesicle
Molecular function (GO): GTP binding; GTPase activity
Source: RefSeq, a predicted model, not a curated record
AUGAGUGAAGACAAGCGUCCUGUCACCCUGAAAAUCAUCCUCAUAGGAAACUCUGGUGUGGGAAAAUCCUCCAUCAUGAACAGAUAUGUGAACCAUCGUUUCACCAACAUGUACCGAGCCACAGUUGGGACGGACUUCCUCUCCAAAUCUGUCCACAUAGAUGGAGACUGGGUGAGCCUGCAGAUCUGGGACACGGCAGGCACAGAGAGGUUCCAGUCUCUGGGAACCCCUCUGUACAGAGGAAGCCACUGCUGCCUGUUGGUGUUUGACGUCACCUCCACCGCCACCUUCAGCGCCCUGGAUGUGUGGAGGAAGGAGUUUCUGGUCCAGGGUGAACCUGAGGAUCCAUCCAACUUCCCUUUUCUUGUACUGGGAAACAAAACGGACCUGGGUAACAGAGAGGUGUCUCGCAGAAAGGCCCAGCAGUGGUGCGAGGAAAUAGGAGCAGAGUACUUUGAAGGAAGCGCCAAAGAGGACGUGGACAUGGAGAAGCCCUUCGUGAGGGCGGCGGAGCGAGGCCUGCAGGAGUACAAAAAACACACAUUGGAAAAUACAGGACAUUUCCAGAUAACCUGCGAACAGCCGAGAGGAACUCCUCGUAACACCUGCGAGUGCUGAGGGGAGCACUCGUCCCGGUGUGGGGGGAGGAGGGGGUUCAGACCUCGGCACUGCUGAUGAUGACCUAUCUAACAAGGGUGCAAAAAUAGUGACCCAGCAAAGGUACUGUGGAAGGAAAGGACACAAUUGUAUACCACAUGGAGAGAAGAACAAACUCAUUAAAUGUUUUUUUU